Messenger RNA from Suillus subaureus, 759 nucleotides. RefSeq lists its product as uncharacterized. The transcript is spliced from 4 exons. The coding region runs from base 1 to 759 and encodes 252 amino acids. The record is from RefSeq and is a predicted model, not a curated record. Lineage: Eukaryota; Fungi; Basidiomycota; Agaricomycetes; Boletales; Suillaceae.
AUGGGCCAUCAGGAUGACUUGAUGUUCUGCAACAGAUUCCACUGCUACAUUCUCUUGUCCCCCUGUGGACAGCCAUUAUCUAAAUUCAGCUCUAGACGAGAGCUGCUCACUGCCUUUCAUGCCUUUGUAGUUACUCAUCAAAUGAUGAUUGAGAGGCGAGUUUUUCAUGGGGACCUCAGUCCCAAUAAUUUUGUUGUUCAUGACAGUAUUGGUUCCUUCAUUGAUUUUGAUCAUGCCUUGAUUCUAGUGGAAGGCAUGACUAGCACCUAUUCACAUGGUACAGGGACCAUGCCCUACAUUUCUAUCUGUAUUCUUCAGGCUAUGCUAGAUCUAGCUCCAUCUGAGGUUAACACCAACAUCCCAGGCCAGGAUACUGAUCUGAAUGAUCUAGAUGAUUUCAAGGUGGACAACAACAUUGGCCUUGUUCCACAGGCUGCCAAUACUCUAGCUGCCAAUACUCCACAGAAUCAAACUUUUCCGUGGGCAAGUGCUUAUGAGGCUUUUGGCAAGGUGGAUACCCAUUUGGCUCUGAGUAUGAUCUGUUUUGUGAAGAUGGGGGUUUUGAUGCAAGGCAGAUUCUUCAUUGAUAAGACAUCUGAAUACUUCACAGAAUUCAGACCUCUUGUCCAGAAAUGGGGCACUAUGGUUUAUGGUGCAAAUGGGCCCCAAGAUCAGGUAGAGAUGACCUAUACUGGAGUCCUCAACCUACUCAAUACAUUCAUGAGAUCUAUUGGUAAAGAACCACCUCCUUUAGGAUAA